AGUAUAAUAAUUUAAUGCCAUGGGGCAGGGCAUGUGAAACACGAUGAAAUGGUAUUUAAUUUUUUUUAAUAUCCACUAUAAUUCAGAAAUAUAUUCUAUAUAUACUCCAUUAUAGAUGCUUGGUGGUUUCAACUUUCAAGACUCGUGGAGUCAUGGCCUCAGCAUGUGCUAGCUCUUUCUUUCAAUUCCUUUCUAUAACCCUUCUACUAGUUACACUCUCUUCUAUGCUAUCAACAACCUUGGCAAGUGGAAUCUCAAUCAAGGAAGCAACUGUGCAAGAUCUCCAACUUGCUUUCCAAAGAAAGCAGUUAACAUCAAGACAACUUGUUGAGUUUUACCUCAAACAAAUCAAUAUCCAAAACCCAGUUCUCAAAGGUGUCUUGGAGGUGAAUCCAGAUGCACUAGCACAAGCAGAUAGAGCUGACAAGGAGAGAAGAGAAAAAGCAGCAGGUUCUCUUUCAAGGUUGCAUGGAAUACCUAUUUUGGUUAAGGAUAACAUUGCAACAAAGGAUAAGCUAAACACUACUGCAGGCUCUUUUGCACUGCUUGGCUCAGUAGUGCCAAGAGAUGCAGGUGUAGUUAACAAGUUAAGGAAAGCUGGGGCUAUUAUAUUGGGCAAGGCCACUUUGAGUGAGUGGUCACAUUACAGGUCUAAUGGAGCUCCUAGUGGUUGGAGUGCUAGAGGUGGACAAGGAAAGAAUCCAUACACGUUGGAUGAUCCUUGUGGCUCAAGUAGUGGGCCAGCAAUAUCAGUAGCAGCAAAUUUGGUGGCUGUGUCACUUGGUACUGAAACUGAUGGCUCCAUUUUAUGCCCUUCAUGUAUGAACUCAGUAGUAGGCAUCAAACCAACAGUAGGUCUCACUAGUAGAGCAGGUGUAGUUCCAAUUAGCCCAAGGCAAGACACAGUUGGGCCAAUUUGCAGGACUGUAUCAGAUGCUGCUUAUGUUCUUGAAACCAUAGCAGGUAUUGACCCUUUUGAUAAGGCAACAAUUGAAGCAUCAAAGUAUAUCCCAAAAGGUGGCUAUGCUCAAUUUCUAAAGAAAGAUGGAUUGAGAGGAAAGAGAUUGGGAGUGGUAAGAUUAUACUACGAGUUUGGAAAUGACACCUUACUGGAUAAAACUUUUAAGCUACACCUAAACACGUUAAGGCGAAGAGGUGCAGUUUUGAUUGACAAUUUGAAGAUUGAUAACAUUGUUGAAAUUUUCACUGAUCAAAGUGAACAAAUUGCCUUGAAUUUUGAAUUCAAAUUAUCCUUGAAUAAGUACCUGAAAGAAUUAGUUGCUUCACCAGUGAAAAGCUUGGCAGAUGUGAUAGCCUUCAACAAGAAACACCCAAAAUCGGAGAAACUUGAGUAUGGCCAAGAUCUCAUGGUGCAAGCUGAAAAGACAAACGGAAUUGGGAAAGCAGAGAAACAAGCAUUAUUAAAUAUGACAAGAUCGUCACAGAAUGGGUUUGAAAAACUGAUGAAAAGAAAUAAACUUGAUGCUGUGGUAAUACCUUUGGCAUCCUUUAGUAACAUACUUGCCAUUGGAGGUUAUCCUGGAGUGAUUGUUCCAGCAGGAUAUGAAAAGGAUCAGCCAUUUGGAAUUUGCUUUGGAGGUUUGAAAGGCUCAGAUCCAAAGUUGAUUGAAAUUGCUUAUUCAUUUGAGCAAGCAACUUUGAUCAGAAAGCCACCUCCCCUUCGGAAGUUAGAAGUUUGAUCGAACACCCCUCCAAUUCCCAUGAAUAUGACUGCUUCUUCUCGUCCACUAGAAAAUUGAGUUUAAGAGCUUACAUUACAUGUUUUGUAAGAAAGUCUAAAUUAUAACAUUAUUGAUUGGUCUGAAAAUCAACGGGACAAUUAGGAUUCUACAUGUAUGAUGAGAAGUUCACCAAAUAAGAUGGCUUUAACAGAAAAUGCAACAGAUAUUGACAGAUUUGUUAUAUCUAAAAAUUUGAUGUAGUAAAACAGUUCGUACUACAUUAUUCUGCAUUAUCAAAUCAUCGAUUUCAGGUUGAGC
Messenger RNA from Medicago truncatula (barrel medic), 2000 nucleotides. Its product is annotated as probable amidase At4g34880. Lineage: Eukaryota; Viridiplantae; Streptophyta; Magnoliopsida; Fabales; Fabaceae. The record is from RefSeq and is a predicted model, not a curated record. The coding region runs from base 153 to 1700 and encodes 515 amino acids. The transcript is spliced from 5 exons.